Belonocnema kinseyi is the source of this 5370-nucleotide messenger RNA. RefSeq names its product double-stranded RNA-binding protein Staufen homolog 2 (gene stau). NCBI's taxonomy places the organism in Eukaryota, Metazoa, Arthropoda, Insecta, Hymenoptera, Cynipidae. The transcript is spliced from 9 exons. The record is from RefSeq and is a predicted model, not a curated record. The coding region runs from base 191 to 2554 and encodes 787 amino acids.
UUCCCUUUGAACAGUGGAGUCUACAGCAAAAUGGCCGCAUUUUAGUCUACAGACUCGUUUUCUUUACUGUUUGCCAAUUGCCUUUCGAAAGGGCCUGACAGUGGUUGUAGAAGAGGGUUAUCGUCUGUUUCGCCGAAAAUUUCAUCGACGAGACAGCUGAAACUUUUUUGUGAAAUAGUGCAGACUACGAAUGGGAGGUCCGAUGCGUCCGAUGCACCAGGCUACUAUGGCCCCUCCGCAGCAACCUCAGCAUCCCCAUUCACAUCGGAAUAAUCCACAUGCAGGACAUCAAAUACUGUCGAUGCCCAACCAUCAACCCCAACCCCAUAUGGCUCAUCAUAUGCAACAUCCUGGGUUGUCGCAUGGUAACCAGCGUCACGUAAUGGGCCAAAAUGCGAUACGUCGCGUUGUAGUACUGGCAAGUAUAAUGAUGCUAUUGGUUGGGAGCAAUGCAGGAAAAGUCGAAGUCGAAUUCAUUAAUCCUCCAGACAGUUGGGAGGAAUUUUUUGGGCCUACAGGCUGCAUCGAAGGUGCCAUUCUUAAUGUUGAUUUGCCAAUGACGUUGUCGAAGGAUCAAUUAAACACAAUGACUCUUCAGAAUCAACCGAACAUUCAACAAGGAAACCUCGAGCAAAACAAAUCCCCGAAUAACGAGGGAAUAAUUGAGGAGUCUAUCGAUGACCAAUUAAAUCAGAAUCAUGCCAACGGGACGAAUUUAAAUUUGGCAAACAUGAAAGAAAAAACUCCUAUGUGCUUAGUAAAUGAGCUGGCUAGAUUUAACAAGAUACAACAUCAGUACAGAUUAACCAACGAACAGGGGCCUGCCCAUAAAAAAAGAUUUACAGUCACAUUGAAAUUGGGUGAAGAAGAAUACGUCGCUGAAGGUCCCAGUAUAAAAAAAGCUCAACAUAGUGCAGCCAGUGAAGCUUUAACAAAAACUUGGUACAGGCAACCACCACCCAAACCCCCCAGAGCAAUGAGGGUCCCAGGAAAAUGUCCUUCUACUUCCGGUCACUUGCCGCCGACAGUGGAGCUUAAUGCUCUGGCCAUGAAAAGAGGCGAACCAACGGUGUACACAUUCAGGCAUGCUCCACCAGCAGCCCCACAACAAUUUGUUACUCAUGGAUUUGGUAGCUUUCCUCGGAUGUUUAAUCCACGUUAUCCAACUUACAAUCGUGGGUACCAUCCUGAACCCCAGGGAUUUUACCUCGUCACUUUAAAGGUCGGAGAACGAGAAUUCAUCGGAAGAGGAAUGACUGGACAAGCAGCUCGCCACGACGCUGCUAGUCGAGCUUUGGAGCAACUUAAAAAGCUUCCUUUACCCGAGGAAAUCAUCAAUACCUGCGCUCCAAAUGAAAAUGGAACUUUGAGCGGCAUCGACGAUCCAAAUGCUGAAUUGAAAAGUCCAGUUUCGCUGGUUCAUGAGACAGCUUUGAAACGCGGAUUAUCCGUGACCUUCGAAGUUGUGUCUGAAAGUGGAAAGCCUCACAUUCGGACUUUCAUGACCAAGUGCUCGGUCGGCGAAAAAGUGACUGUGGGCGAAGGGUCGUCGAAGAAGGUCUCGAAGAAGAGGGCAGCGGAGUCAAUGUUAGAGGAACUGAAACGUCUUCCAGCAAUACCCUCGAAUAUUCAAGCUAGAACCUUACGACUAAAGCGUAAGCCGCCAACAACCAAAAAGAAGUCGAGGAAUUUAAUCAAAGUCUACCAGGAACCGCGGCAAGAAGCGGAGAUUGUCGAAGAAGUGAAUCCUAUCUCACGUCUUGUGCAAAUUCAGCAAGCUAAACGCGAGAAGGAACCCGUUUACAAUUUGAUCGAAGAAAAGGGUGCUCCAAGGCGCAGAGAGUUCAUAAUGGAGGUCACUGUUGGUCAACACUCAGCUCAAGGAAUGGGUCCCAAUAAGAAACUCGCGAAGAGAGCUGCUGCCGAAGCUCUUUUGACUGCUAUGGGAUACAGCAAGCCCCAGCCUCAACCAGUCAAGCCCUCAAUCAAGACAGGAGACAAGGAAAACUCGGAGGGAAAACCAAGAAAAGUCACUUUCUUGGGAGAGGAUCUAACCAACGUAACUCAGAGUCACCCAACUGGAGGAACAAUUGGUCGCCAGUUGGUACCUGGACUUCUAUUAAUGGAUGGUGGCCAGGACUCCAAAAUAGGUAGUGGGCCCAGUGUUCAAGUAGUUGCCGAAGAGCUUCGAGGUCAGCAACAGCAACAAAUUCCGUCGGGAGUUUCUCCCAGGGACCAACUUAAAUACCUGGCUCAGUUGUUGAACUUCGAGGUGGAGUUUAGCGAUUUUCCGAAGUUCCAGGGACUCUACAAAGAGUACUUAUCUCUCGUAUCCUUGAGUACGGAUCCACCUCAGGUUUGCCAUGGUCACGGAGCAACGAAAACUGCUUCCCAAGACCAAGCAGCGCUUACAGCUCUGCGCACUCUCAGCAAAUUAGGAUUAGACAGCGUGACGAAUUCACAAAAUAAAAAGGACAAAGGCGCCACUGGUGACGGGAUUCACGUCAAUCACCAAGUGAAAAAUAACAUUAUCAAUGGAUCUAUGGACAAGUAAAGAUUCGAAGGAACACAGCUCGGCCAGCUCUGUUACUGUCAAUUUGCAGAUUGCAGUAUAUCGAGAUCUGAUACAUAAUCACACUACGAUUGAUUAUUGAAAUCUUCGUAAGCUCUUCUUUGAAAGAAAUACAAAAAAGAAUUUUCAAAUUCAAAACUGGUCUUACCAGAUGAUGAUCGCUUGGGUGUCAAUAAAUCGUGUUGUACUGUGGGCGCAGUGGCCCAGUAUCUUGUCUUAACAAUUAAUUACAGCGUUCAAUUCGAGGAACGCAUAUCAUUUUAAACUUUCAAGUCUAAUUGACGAUAAUUGAAAAAUUUUAUCAGACCAUGGACCAGAUUUUAUUGGCAUGGAAUAUUAACUUUAUUUUCUUUUUAAAUUUCAUUUUUGCCAAUGUUCUAACGUUUUGCAAGAUAAAAUCCGGUCCAUCAUUCCUGCUUUCAGUUUUAAUUAAAACAUUUUAAUUUUCUUUUCAGAAACUCUUUGAAUCAACUUUAAUUUUUAGUUAUUUUUACGCUUCUUAUUUAUUGACGCCUGACCGAAAAUUGCGCUCCAACAUUUGCGUCGCGCGAAAUAAUUAUAAGAAUAUGUGCUAUUUAUUAUUACGUUAAGCCUGUGAACACAGAUCAGACAAACGAGGAUCUAAAAGGGGAAACCGGCUUUUCACUUAUUUUCUCGUUUUCCUGAACAGUGUGUUGGGCCUUUUACCGAUAGAAUUUUAGGAACAUCGAUUCCUAAUAAUGGUCAUUUUCCAAGCGAUUAUGGUUCAUGACCAUCGAAAAAAACAAUAAUUUACUAAAUCUGAGAUGAAAUGCGGCCAUCUCGAUUUUACAAGAUCUGAUACCUUGGGUGUAUCAUUGUCAUGAAUGUAAGCUACGUCUAAUUACCUAACACCGUCAACUGCGGUUAAAAUUGAAUAUAAUGAGUGACUAGUUCAUCAGCGAAAACGGAAACGCUGUUAUUAUUGUUAUAACAAAAAAAAGUAGAUAACCUCACAAGGUCGCUAUCACAACAGUGUAAUCGUUAAUCGUUAUGGAUAUAAGAAAAGAGAAACGAAAAGACGUUGACGGCGUGCAGUAUAAAUUUCCUAGAAUAUUCGAAUUGAUGUAAAAUUCCUUCCGGUUAUUAUGAGGCAUUGAUUACAAAAGUAGCCCUGUAUUAUGUGGCAGAAAUGCUGGUAGGAAAAAUCGUUUCUCUAUUUUUCCUCGCCAAAAUGCUUUGGAUUUGGAAAAUAAAGAGAGGAUAUGCAAUCUGUUUAAAGAGAAAAAAUCGUUGAGUAACUAGGACAUAUUACUGUUGAGUGUAAAAGAGUACAGGAAGUGUUAAUAUUGCAACAUUCUCCGAUAAAACAAUAGGUAAUUCGAUGUAUAAGCUGUGCUCGUGUCCCAAUUUGCUUUUCCACGGGGCCUAGAAGCAUUCUGGGAAAAAUAUAUUCAUGUUAAUGUUGUAUGAGGUAUUAGGAUAAAAACAGAAAGAAGAGUUUGAAAUUUUCUCAAGCUACACAACAGAAGACAAAUAGUGGCUUGAUCGAUUUGAAAAUUUCAACGCGGAGGUGCGGUAAUACUUCAAAAUUUAUCACGUUGCGUUACGAUUGUUGCAAAAUUGAAACUGAAUUUUGUUUGAAAAGAAUCUUGAAACAACGCCCUGAAUUUUGAUUUAUUGCUUGGUAACGUAGAGUCGAGUGAUAAUGAAUGUAGGCAAUACACAGUUUAAGCGAGUUUUGCUCUUUUACUUGAAAGCACCUGCAUAUUUUCUUUGAAUUUUAGCGAAACUCGGAUUUUAUGAUCGAAUUAUUGCCUUUUAUUCAUUAUUUCCAUUAUCAAAAGCUACGUUACUGGUAAAAUCCUUGGAUUGUACGAUUGAAAGAAAAUUCUUUUAAUUUCUCCUGCGUGAAAAAUGUUUAUUCUUCGAAACAUUGUAGUUGCGUGGCGCGAAAUACCGCAGUUUUUCUAUCCUUUUUCUCAUUACUUUUUAUAUGAUUCCAGCCUUUUCUCAUGUUAUAGUUUAAGAGCAAGACGAUUAAUUUUUUCCAAUUGUAGCUUUAUAGGUUAGAUGGGCAAUAAUCUGUAUGCGAUUUGUUACUUAUAAGGCUUAGAAGUAGACUCCGAGGCAGGCACUAGUUUUUCAAAGUACUAAGGGACACAAAAUUCCUACAGAUUAUGUCUGCAACAGUUCUAUUUUAUCCGACAAUGUGGGGUCACACAUGCUAGAGUUAAUGAGAAAAUAAAGUAUUACACAAUAAUUAAUUAUCGACAUACAAAGUGUACAAUUUUGUUCUGAUGCAAAUUAAGCGGAACUAAUAAUUUGUCGGAAAAGAAAAUGAUAGAAAUGAUACUUCCAACGAAACUAACGGUUUUAAAACAAGUUGAAGCGUUAUGAGAUAAGGAGUCGAACACAUCUUCGUCUGUCGCUUUGUUUAUUAAGUAAUAAAUGUAUUUAUAAGUUGUCAUCGUUUAUUAAAGACGUGUCAUCUGAUUGUCAUUCAAAGAAACUCAAAUCAUGUUCAAAGAAGAUCGCGAAUAAACGUGUUAACAGAAAAGUUGCUUCUCGAAGUUGUUAACACCUUUUAUCAAUCUGAAGUUAUAAUUCAUGGUUAAUUGAGAAAUUCAAAAUUCUUCCGUCUUUAAUGCCGAGGACAGGAAGAAGGGUUGACCUUUCUUUUCUUUUUUCUUUUUUUGUUUUUUUUUGUUAAUCUUAAACGUGACGAGAUUUAGUGUUGGUAGAAGCGAAAACGAAAAAGGCAGAGGUUUAUGCAGAAACGGCUUACACCUAUCUCGUUUAUCGAUUUGUAUCUGAAAUCAAUAAACUGCUUCAAAUUA